UUAAAUGAAAUUUUCAUUUUGUUUAUUGAAUAAUCAAUAUCUAAAUUAAUUGGUACUAUUACUAAAGAUAUGAAAGCCUAAAAUUGUAUGUCUGUACAGAAGAAAAUUGAAAAUGAAGAAAGAAGAUUUAAGAUGAAAGAGUUAACAAUAAAACUUGUAUUGUCAGAAAAUAGAAAUUAAUUUCAAUUUUAUUAUUUAAAAAUGUUAAAAUAAUCAUGGAAUACUUGAGUGAAUUUAUUGCUUUGGGCAUUGAUAGUAUAAUAUUUGGAAUUUGUUUAAAGCAACAUUUUUAUUGUAAUAGAUCAAUAAAUGCAGUUAAAGGUGCUGAGUUUUAUGAAGUUAAUAAUAACUUAAUAAAUAUUGUAGAACAAAAUAAAGAUAAUAAAAUUAAAUAUGUUGCAAUUAGAGGAGCCGUUCAAUCAAUCGAUACACCAAUUUAUGGUAUACACAAUAAAGUUAUUACUGGUGUUAUUCAUAAACUAACUUUAAAAGAGCAUCUUGUCGUUAGAACAUCAUCCGGAUAUUGGUCAGAUCAGGAACAUACGAUGCAAGAAGUCUAUAAUUGUGUACCAUUUGUAAUUAAAAGAGGGAAACACGAAAUUGAAGUAACUAAUUCAUUGGCAGCUGAAGUUUUGGAUUUGGAAACCAUUUCAGAUAUAUUUGAAGCUAGUGCUCCUAGCUUUGUCGAUUAUGUAUGGGGAUUUUUUACAGGACAUAGACAAAGAGGCUUACAGACAACGGAAGAAAUGUUAAAGGAAGGGUCGAUCAUAACUGUAAUAGGUGAAUUAACAAAAUCCUCAUCUAAUCACAACUCUUUAGUUUUACAACCGCCAGGGGAUGGCACAUCUUAUUAUCUUACGACUAUGUCAAUAAGUUCAUUGCUUCGGAAAUUGGACGAUCAGAGAAAAGUUUAUAAAUGGUUAUGUUUAAUAUUUGGUACAAUUGGAUUAUUUAUUGCUGGUAUUCUAGUAAGACGUUAUUUAAAAGAUAAAGAAAAACAAAAAUUAGCUAACGAAUUGCGCAAAUCUUUAGAACAAUCUCGUAAAGAGAGAAGGCAAAGGAUACGAGAGACAAAUCUUAGUCGUGAUCAAUUGUGUGUGAUUUGUAUGACAAAUCCACAAGAAAUUAUCUUACUACCAUGUGGUCAUGUUUGCCUGUGUAUAGACUGUUCUAUGAAUUACACUUCAACCUGCCCGAUUUGUCGAGAAACUGUUACUCAAACAAAUCCUGUUUUCUUUCCUUGAAAAGUAACAAGAUUUACUGAUUUUAUAAUAUUUAAAAAAUUUUGCGAAGAGAUAACAAAUAAAAACAACGAAAAAUUU
Messenger RNA from Ceratosolen solmsi marchali, 1322 nucleotides. RefSeq names its product mitochondrial E3 ubiquitin protein ligase 1 (gene Mul1). The transcript is spliced from 5 exons. Gene Ontology annotation, molecular function: ubiquitin-protein transferase activity. Lineage: Eukaryota; Metazoa; Arthropoda; Insecta; Hymenoptera; Agaonidae. Bases 216 to 1244 code for a protein of 342 amino acids. Gene Ontology annotation, biological process: protein ubiquitination; organelle organization. The record is from RefSeq and is a predicted model, not a curated record.